Sinocyclocheilus anshuiensis is the source of this 1862-nucleotide messenger RNA. Its product is annotated as dnaJ homolog subfamily A member 1-like. Gene Ontology annotation, biological process: protein folding. The transcript has 7 exons. The record is from RefSeq and is a predicted model, not a curated record. Gene Ontology annotation, molecular function: Hsp70 protein binding. Bases 1 to 957 code for a protein of 318 amino acids. Lineage: Eukaryota; Metazoa; Chordata; Actinopteri; Cypriniformes; Cyprinidae.
AUGGGAGUGACGAAACCCGGAAAUGUGAAAAAAGUCUAUAGUAAAAGUUUGUGGUUGCUGUACACAGGAAAGAACGUGGUGCAUCAGUUGACCGUGUCUUUGGAGGACCUUUAUAAUGGAGCCACCAGGAAACUUGCUGUCCAGAAGAAUGUAAUCUGUGACAAAUGUGAAGGUCGUGGAGGCCGUAAAGGAGUGAUAGAAGUGUGUCCUUUGUGUCGUGGGGUGGGUGUCCAGGUCAGACUACAUCACUUAGCACCUGGCAUGGUGCAACAGAUAUCAACAGUCUGUUCCGGCUGUCAGGGGCAAGGUCAGCGACUUGGUCACCGCGACCGCUGCAAAACAUGCGCUGGUCGCAAGAUACUACGACAGAAGAAGAUUCUUGAUGUGCACAUUAAUAAAGGUAUGAAAGAUGGACAGAAAAUAGUGUUCCAUGGGGAGGGCGACCAGGAGCCUGGCCUUGAACCUGGAGACAUUAUUAUUGUCUUGGAUCAGAGAGCACACCCGGUUUUCACCAGACAAGCAGAGGACCUCAUCAUGAACAUGGAGCUACAGUUGGUAGAGUCAUUAUGUGGUUUUCAAAAACCUGUUAAAACACUGGACAACAGAACUCUACUCAUCACAUCCCAUCCAGGGGAGUUGAUCAGACCUGGGGAUAAGAAAUGUGUUCUGAAUGAGGGGAUGCCAAUGCACCGUCGGCCAUUUGAGAAAGGGAAACUCAUUAUCCUUUUCAGCGUUGUCUUCCCUGAAGAGAGCUUCCUCCCAUUAAACAAACUAAAGGAAUUAGAAAGGUACUUACCUGAAAAACAGGCAAAUAUUGAGCCUGACGGCAUGGAUGAUGACCUCUAUAUAUACGCUGACCUUGAAGACUGUGAUCUGACCCAUGAACGCCACCAUUACCACUAUAUAGAGGAGGAAGACUUUAACCCAUCUGGAGGUGUCCAGUGCCAAACCUCGUAGAGAUUCCUGUUCCCUUACCCUCCCUUCCACAAUAAAUGCCACCUCUGCUGGAACACAAGGAAAAGGACCAAGAGGGAAAACGUUAUUUACCUCUCAACUAGUUCUGUGCCUAGAAUAAGACCUCUUAGUGCCGACCUCUUGUGUCAUUGUUUGGAAGAAACUCCUCGUCCAAAAUUUUGAGCAAAUAAUUUGUGAAAUAGACUCUCCCUUCAAUUGAAACUAUGGCACCAGUCUCACAACUCAUUUUAAACAUCCCCUGAGUUUAUGGAAAUGUGUGUAGCAGUUACAGUGGAAAUGGGACAUUCGGGUCAAGUUGGUUGUGCCAUAAUCCCAGAAAAUUUCAUCUCUAAAAUGUAUUUACUUUGAAAAUCUAAUUUACAUCAUCAGUUUGAGAAAACAUUACAAUCUUUGUGGUGUUUUGUUUAUUGCCAGUUAAUUGUGGUUUACAUGCAAGACAUGUUUGAUCUUGAUGUUGUUGGAAAUUUGCUUUGUGCCAGUUUAUUCCUAAAUGUUUUUCUAGAACAUUUUAAACUAAUAAGAGGGUUAAUUAAGUUUAAAAUACAUUUGAAAUUGUGGUAUUUCUAAAGAAGAGGAACAUCUUGUUCAAAAUGAUGGCAGACUGUGAUGCAUUUCUUAAAAGCCUUAUUUUGUAGAGUGAUAUUAGUUGGCUUCUUAAUUGAUUGGUAUUAUUAUUAUUUUCGUUUUUUGCAAGCAGGCAAGUCUUAUAUUUGAUUAUCUGUGUUGACUGACGAUUAAUUGAAAAAUUUGGAAUUUUAAUUAUGACCAAUAACUGCCAUUUGUAGUUCUAUUUAUAAAAUAAAUGUCACAAUGUUAUUCAUUUAGCCACUUUUGUAUUUUUGGGGUCUGGGGGAAUUGAAUGUUUGGCUAAUUAUGCCAAAAUUUGG